CACCAUGUAUAUAUAUAUAUAUAUAAAACUUAAGUCCUUAUAUAUUUCUUUUUCCAACUCUAACCUCAACAAUACUUUAACCCACAAAAUUUUUACUCUCAUCACCAAACACCUACUUCAAAACCCCACUUUCAACACUUUAAACUCUCUAACUACUACCCAACACUCCUCUUCAUCAAACUCAAUAUUUCCACCAUCUUUUUCUACACUUUCAAGACCUUGAACACCCCCCACUCCACCCCCUACACACAAACACCACCAAGAAAAAAGAUGGAGAAUGAGAAAGGGCUACCACCACUAGUAGUGGAUCAACAAAACACUAAUUACUAUUCAUCAUCUUCUUCAAGUAGUAAUACACAUAAAUCUAUAGAAACAUUGCUAGUUGUACUAGCAAUAAUAACAAUACUUGGUGUUAUUGCUAGUAUUAUUGCUAGGCUUUGUGGUGGUAGACAUUUUAGUGGUAAUGGUGAAGAUGAUAUUGAAGGAUGGGUUGAAAGAAAAUGUAGAAGUUGUAUUGAUGGUGGUAUACCUAAUACUUCACAACCAUCACCACCAUCACCGUCACCAGCUAAAGAAGAAGUUAAGACAAUAACGACAACGACAACAACACAAGAAGAAGGAAAGAAGUAAAAGAGAGAAAAUAAAAGUAUAGUAAGGGUUCUCUUUUUUAUUCUAUUUUUUUUUUAAUUUA
Solanum pennellii is the source of this 691-nucleotide messenger RNA. RefSeq lists its product as uncharacterized. The transcript has a single exon. The coding region runs from base 271 to 630 and encodes 119 amino acids. The record is from RefSeq and is a predicted model, not a curated record. Lineage: Eukaryota; Viridiplantae; Streptophyta; Magnoliopsida; Solanales; Solanaceae.